AUGGACGCCCUACGACACCUACAAUGCUUGGAGAAGGAUAGCACGCUCAGGCUGUACACCGCGUUCAUCUACCACUACAAGAAGUGGGCGGCGAAGAUGCUGAAGCAGAUACGCGACAAGCUACCCCAUGAGCAACGACUUAGGCACGUCGACGAGAUCGGCCACUACAUCCGCGACAACAAGAAAAAUGAUUGGUGCAACGAGAAAGUGGUCCGCCGACAGUACAUCUGGCUGCAAGGCCCUAGGGUCACCGAAACCCGGCUGCGCGCCUACGUGAAGCAAAUGAGCCGUGAGUGUAGCCUCAUUGUUGACCAGCCCGGGGAGGAGAACAAUGCCACGCGAACGGGGCCUGUGAGGUCGACAACUGUGCACACGAUCCUCGGCCGCAUAAAGGCAUGCCAGAUGGCGGCGAGGGUGGAGGCAACGCUGUACCGAGAGAAGGAGCUAGGCAUCAUGAGGGAGAUCUCGGUGGUCAGAUCGGAGGUGCGGUUCAACGUCCGCCACAAGAACGAGAGGGACAUCAAGAACUGCGCCGACCGUCGACGCGGCACCAUCGGCGAUACCUACACCGCCGAGCAGUUCCGCCAGAUCAUGAUGAGGGUGCUGCCGACAUGGGCGGCGGCGGCGUGGAACCCGCGGGCAACCACUCCGUCGCAAACGCUGUGGCGAUUCCUGCUCGUCAAGGUGCCCACGCUACUCUCCCACCACUCUCUCCUGCGCGGCGCCAGCAUCCGCGAGAUCACGCUCCCCGACGUCUUCUUGUACCACCUGGCGAGCACCUCGGAGGUGAACCCGGAUAGCCAGCCGGUCGUCAUGGUGAUCGCCGCGCGUAACUCGAAGACAUCCAAGGAUGCCCGUCUUCAGCAGAGCUACGCGGCGCGACACCUGGAAGCGGAGCUGUGCGCCGUCGGCGAGACCGGCCUGUGGCUGCACUUCAUCCUCGACCAGAUCGGUCAGUUCUCCGGCACCGACUUCCUUCCGCCGCUUGACACCACAGAACGCGAACGCUGGUACAAGAAGCAUCUCUUCUUCGCCAGAAACGACAAGGAGCAGGAGGAGCUCCCCGCCGCCACCCACCAACGUUGGACUCGGCAGAUGUGGACGACCAACAAGGUGUUCUGCAAAAGGAAUGUGCACGUCGCCCGCGCCGGAGGUGCGCAGGAGCUAGCCAUCGGAGGGACUCCGCGCGCGGAGAUCGCGGAGCUGGGACACUGGGCUCUCGACAAGAUGACGCGUGCAUACAUCACGGCCAUUCCCGCUGGGGUGGUGAUGUGGAAGGCCGGCUACUCGGGACUCAAGCAAGACUACUUCUUGGGGCGCAGCAGGGUCGAGCCCUCCGACAAACUCCUGGACCUGCUCGCCGCGCACAUCUUCCCCGGAGUGGAUGCUAUGCUGCGCGAUGCGGAGACGCGUGCCGUUAACGGGAGCGACGCCGAUGCAGCCGCAGUGCACUUCUUGCGCACCCUCGUGAUGUUCCGACGCAUCGUCGCCGAGGACCUCGCGGUGAAGCUCGUCCGCACACCGUGGCACCCGUACGUCCAAGGUUCCGAGAUCUGCAGGAUUGCCCUCUUCCAGCACUGGGCGAAAAGGGUCGAGUCGGUCGACACCGAUACGAUCAAAAAGCGCCGGGACCCGACUCAGAUUCAGCUAGAGGAAAUAUCCGUCCGCAUGGACACCCAGUAUCACAACAUGUCCCUCAAGGAGGUGCUGAAGAAGGAGGUCGAGCGCUCGGCGCGCAAGAAGCUAGGCCUGCAGGAGACGAUCGAGAUGCAAAACGACACCAUCGCGUCGCUCACCGCCGAGCUUGCUCGAGUCACCGAGGCACUCCGUACGGCAGAGGAGGCCAGUUACGAGCUCAACGUGGUGCAACCUUGGCGAGAUUCAAAGACCGUGCGGGACGCUUGGCGCCUCUGGAACUCCGCCAUCGCCAAUGACACCCGUCGUCUAUGCGACAGGGUCGCCGAGCCGGGGUUCAUCGACCGCCACACCCUCCUCAAAGGCGCGACCCAGGGUGCACUCAACAUGAGGGUGCGCCGCAUGCUGAAGGCCAUGGAUGCGGUGCGCCAGCUACGCGCGAGCGACGGCGAUGCCGACACCGAAGCCGUGGUCGAUGCACUGAACACGAUCGCGGCACCGGGCAUUGGGACCUUCUACGAUGCCCUCACGGUGCUCAACCCGGAGACGGCAUCGACGAUGUCCAAGGAGCCUGGCAUGGGCGUCAAGGGGCUUGCCCCCAAGGUGGUCUCGAAGCUACGCCUCGCCUGUGCGCUGGUGGCGCUCGAGCUGAAGCCGACGACGUGGGUCGACCGCCUGUUUCCAGACACCUGGGAGGAGCAGAUGCCGAAGACCGUGGCCGACUUGGCCAAGCAGACCGCACUUGCGCAGCGUCCUCGGUCAAAGCGCAAGAAGUCGGCAUGA
Closterium sp. NIES-65 is the source of this 2418-nucleotide messenger RNA. NCBI's taxonomy places the organism in Eukaryota, Viridiplantae, Streptophyta, Zygnematophyceae, Desmidiales, Closteriaceae. The record is from the annotation of a GenBank genome assembly.